This is a messenger RNA of Lottia gigantea (owl limpet), 198 nucleotides long. RefSeq lists its product as hypothetical. Lineage: Eukaryota; Metazoa; Mollusca; Gastropoda; Lottiidae. Gene Ontology annotation, biological process: cell differentiation; anatomical structure morphogenesis; regulation of DNA-templated transcription. The annotation marks the transcript as partial. The record is from RefSeq and is a predicted model, not a curated record. The transcript has a single exon. Gene Ontology annotation, molecular function: RNA polymerase II cis-regulatory region sequence-specific DNA binding; DNA-binding transcription factor activity, RNA polymerase II-specific.
AUCAAAAGACCAAUGAAUGCCUUCAUGGUAUGGGCGAGGACCUACCGCGGAUACCUGGCGCAGACCAUGCCUAAUGCCACUAAUGCCGAGAUCAGUGUCAAGCUUGGUCAGGUCUGGAAUGAAAUGACUUCAGAAGAAAAGAAACCUUUUUAUGCCGAGGCAGACCAGAUUAAAAACCAGCAUAAGAAAGAUCAUCCC